AUGUGGCUCUCAAUAGCCAUAAGAAUGUUACCUGAAUCUGGUGGUCAUCUGUCUGAUCCAGGCGCUCUGUCCAAGCUGGGCUCACUGAUAAGUGGGUUGCCGGUCCAAGCUCUGUCCAGUUUGUCCCCUGAUGUCCUGCUUCCUGCCCUGAUCGACUUCAGUCAGUACACACCGCCACAGGCCAUUGCCAUUACUACUAAACUCUGGGGUUCUUCAGCAGUGAGCACAUGGUUAGAUAAAUUAGAACCUCUUCUCCUGACCACACCUCUCCUGUGUGUAAUGCCUCAAGCUCGCCUCCUUCUGACCAAUGGCACAGCUCCUUAUACCCAUACCUGGAAUACCCAACAGGCCAAGACCCUGUUUGACGAGGCUUUGACCAGCACGCCAAGCCUCACAAUACAGCAAUUCAAGUCUUUGGGGACGGUCGCUCAGGGAGUGAGUUGUGAAGUUUUGACGAAGCUCGUGAAGAAUUACGCAUCCGUGUCCUCCGUUCGAGACGUUCUGGAGGUUCUGAGAGGGCAGCCGGUGCCACUUCACCCAUCACUGAAAAAGUGUCUGAUUGAGGAAAUGUACCGCUACGACUUCUUCUCUGAGCUUCUUGGUGACAUGAGCGCUGAGAUUGCCGUCUCAAUUCCGAUGAGCACCAUCAAGAAAUUCUCUGUGCUGAUGAUGGACUUCCUGAGGAACAUGAUUGUUCUGGAUCCACAGUCAUUCUUGCCCAUCCCCAGGUCCAAACAGACUGUGCUGGUGAACAAGAUAAUACAAAGGCUGGGCAUGCAAACUGGACCGUAUACUGAAGAGGAGUUCCGCUCACUGGGUAUCAUGGCGACGUUUGUGGCGGAUGAAGUCUUUGUGCAGCUGGACAGGAGCUUCUUUGUGGACGGCAUUGAGUUUUUACGUUGUUUCUGCUACGAUAGCAGUAAAAGGGGCAUCGUGGCCUUAAUGCUGCAAGAACCCAGCACAUUUGGGUAA
Messenger RNA from Trichomycterus rosablanca, 972 nucleotides. It is a transcript of the gene strc1, whose product is annotated as stereocilin 1. NCBI's taxonomy places the organism in Eukaryota, Metazoa, Chordata, Actinopteri, Siluriformes, Trichomycteridae. The record is from RefSeq and is a predicted model, not a curated record. Gene Ontology annotation, biological process: cell-matrix adhesion. The transcript is spliced from 9 exons. Bases 1 to 972 code for a protein of 323 amino acids. Gene Ontology annotation, cellular component: cell surface; stereocilium tip; kinocilium.